Molecule: messenger RNA, 762 nt
Organism: Oikopleura dioica
Lineage: Eukaryota; Metazoa; Chordata; Appendicularia; Copelata; Oikopleuridae
Source: the annotation of a GenBank genome assembly
AUGAAGGUUUUCGCGUCCGUUAUCGCCGCCGCCUGCGCCCGAUCCACCAUGAUCAUUGGUGGCGACAAGGUCGAGCCCAACUCUGAGCCCUACAUCCUCUCCAUGCAGCGAUUCGGCUCUCACUUCUGCGGCGCUACCCUCGUCUCCAUGAGCUACGGUGUCUGCGCUGCUCACUGCACCUACGAUCCCGCCACCGUCACCGCUCUUGCCGGCGCCCACAACAAGGCCGUCAGCGAGCCCACUCAGCAGCGAAAGCAGUUGAACAAGUUCCUCCGAAACCCCGACUACCGACCACUCCUGAUCGCCAACGACAUCGCCAUCGUCGGAUGGGCUACUCCCAUGGAACCAACUGCCUACGUUGUCCCACUCCCAAUCCCCGCCAAGGCCACUUCUGAAUGGCUCCAAAACGGAUGGGGCGUCCGAGUCUGCGGCUGGGGCAACAUCGCUUACCCACAGACCAACUACCCCAACGAGCUCUACUGCGUCGACACCAGCAUCGUCGAUGUCGCCACCUGCAACUCCCGAGAAGCCUACAACGGUUCCAUCCUUCCCGGCAUGUUCUGCGCCGGCGAAUGGCCAACUGGAGGCAAGGACGCUUGCCAGGGUGAUUCCGGCGGACCAGUUACCCUCAUGAUCGAUGGAGUCAACCACGUCAUUGGUGCCACUUCCUGGGGACAGGGCUGCGCUCUCCCUGGAUACCCAGGUGUCUACACUGAUGUCGCCUACUACCGAGACUUCGUCGAGCAGGAGACUGACCUUUAA